CACACGGCGAGCAGCAGUUUUGGGCCGCGGCCCUCCGGCCGCUCAGCCGAAGUAAUGAGCCCCGCGCGUUCUACUGUGUAAAUUGUCUUCAUCCUCAAGCAUCAAUAUGGUUGGAGCACCAAAAGCGUGGGAGCGCCAUUGGGAGAUUAUCGACCGCGUGGGACUUCCGGAAUUCACGCCGGACCCAAAGCUACUAACUGAUGUCAUGUUCCGCGCGGGUGUGGCGCCGCCGCCGUCCCCCAGCCAGCUGCGCCAGAGCGCCAAAGCUCCGUCCUCGGGUGCGGGCGCGUCUCUGUCCGGGGCCGCCACGACUGGCGGCAUGGGCCAGCCGGCCUCUGCAGGCGCGGGCGUCCUGGCCGGCAGCGGCGGCGACCCCGGCCGGCAGCGGCGGCAGGUGCCUGGCGGGCCCACGCAGCAGCCAGGCAUCCAAAACCGGAAGCUGCGCUCGGGCUUGGUGAAGCAGCCGCUCAACCGCUCAGCGCACCCGCACCCGCACCCGCAGCAGCACCACCACCAUCAGGCCGCGGCUGAGGAGACAGCAGCAGCGGCGGCGGCAGCGGCGAACCUGCAGUACCGGCUGUACCUGCAGCAGCACGCCUGGAUGGGCGGCGUGGAGGGCGCGGAGGAGGGCGCAGAGGCGGAGGCAGUGGCGGCAGUAGCAGUGGCUGCUGCCGGCGGCCUGCAGGGUGCGGGCGGUCGCCCGCACACGGCGCCGUCCGUGCCUCGGCUGCAGCUGGGCGCGUUGCAUCAGCCUGCGGGGCUGGAGGGGUCUGUGGGGGCGGGCUCGCUGACGACGGGCUGGGAGAGCGCUGCUGCGGCGGCGCUGGCGGACGGGUCUGUGGCGUCCUCGCAAGCGCAGAUGGGUAACGGCCUAGUGGGGCCGUCGGCCGCGGCCUGGGCGGCGGCGGAGCAGUCGGCUGCCAGGGCUGCAGCUGCGGCGGGUACCAGGAGUGCCGCCAAAGCGCCCCAGGAUGAGGAUUCGGAGGCGGCGGACUCUGGAGUGGCUGACGGCGUGAUCCGCGGGCUGAGCUUGGUGCCCCAGCCGGCUGUGUCGCCGCGCAAGGACCCGCACGAGGCGCAGCAGGUGGCGGGCGGCAGGCCCGGCGAGGCGGCGGGAGGCGGCAGCACGGCGCAGGUGGCGUAUCCUCUGUCGGCACGGGGGCCCGGGGCUCGGCAGGUCGGCAGCGGCACAAGCAGGGCGUCAGCCCCGUCGGUGAGCGCCAACACCAACGUAAAUGCUGCUGCGGCCGGUGGCGCCCUGUCGCUGCGGCUGUCGUCCGCACGGCCGACGGCACCCGGCCGCGGCGGCUCGGCGCUGCAGGCGCAGCCGAGCAGUGGCGCCGCGCUGUCGACUGCGUUCUCCGUCGCGGCGCCCGGCUUCGCAGCCGGCGCCAUAAUGACGCCAACAGCGGUGGCGGCGGCGGCGGUGCCGCUGCCGGCGAUGCCGUCGGUGUACAUGCCGUCGCCCAGCGCCAUCCCUCCGCGUGAGCGCUACCGCGGCAUUCUGGAGCGCGUGGGCCGCAUGGCGGAGCACAGCCGCCAGGAGCGCCGCCGCCGCCGCACCGGCGCCCGCGCGGCGGCGGCCGGCUCGGGCGGCAUCCGCCGCCGCCCCAACACCGCCACCGCCUCAUCCGCCGCCGGCGGAACCGGCGAUGCGGAUGGGGCUGAGGACUCCUCGCCGGACAGCUCCCCGCGCGGGCUGGGCGGGUGGGCGGGUCGCUGGAAGGCGCCGCUCGCGCAGUACACCGACUCCGCGGUGGUGCAGGCGGGUGGCCUUGCGGCCGCGGCCGUGUCGGCGCCCGGCAGCGCCAGUGCGCGGCGGCGGGCGGCGGACGAGGAGGCGGCGGCGGAGGCGGCGCGGGCGUUGGGGCCGGAGGAGCACGCGGUGUGGCAGCUGACACGGGCGUUGGACGAGCUGGGCCGCUUCAGCUGCUUGGAUGCGGUGGCGGGGCACACGAGCGGCAUGACGGACGGCUCGGUGCUUGCGGAGGUGGAUGCGCGCAUUGCGGCCAUGCAGCGGCAGAACCAGCUGGCGCAGGCGGCCUGGGGCCCGGGCGGCACACGGCGCCGCGGGCUGCUGCCGCCGCCGCCGCCCGCCUUCCCGGUGGCGGCGGCGCGGGCGUACCUGUCCGCGGCGAGUGGCGGCGUGGUGGGCCUGGAGGCGCUGGAGGAGGUGGUCCGGACCAUGCGCGGGAAGCUACAGGUUCUGGUGGGGCGCGAGGGCGGCGACCUGCGCCAGGCGGCGGCGGACGUGCUUGCAUCCAUGGGGGCUGCGUCACCGCCGCCGCCGCCGCCACAGCACCCACAGUCGCAGCCUCAGUCGCGGUACCCCUCACCCGGUACCUCCUUCAAGCUCGCCUCAGGCGCGGUGGCGGCCGCGUUCGGAGGGUCGCCGGCCGGCGGCAGUCCGCCCUCCGCGCCCUCCCGCUCCGCAAGCACCUCGGGGGCACGACACGCCUCCGGCGGCGGCGCUCCGCCUUCCCGCAUGAGCAGCAACGGGGCCGGAGGGGCCUGGAGCGGUGCGCCGCCGGGAACGGCUGCGGCACGGAUACGUGCCGGAUCCAGCAUGCGCUCGCUCAAAGUCAGCUUCUCCAAGCUCUCACCCGAACUGGUCGCUACCGCGCUUGCCGAGGACGACGAGGAGGAUGGCAAGUCGGCGCCAGCCGUUGCCGCUGGCGGCAGCGGCGCUGCUGGCAGCGACGGCGUCAGGCCGUCUGCUGCGGCUGCCCUGGACCCUUCGGCGAACCCCUACCCCUCGCUCACAAGCCCCGGGAACUCCGACACAGCCGCUUACGUGGAUUCGUUGCUGUCGCUUCCCGGCCUGCCCCGCGGCCAGGCCGGGUUGCCGCUGCAGGGCCGGACAAGCCUGGGAGGCAACACCGCCUUUGGCCUUGUGGGGCAUGGGGGCCCGAUGCCGGGCAGCGGCGAGGGCUCUGCCUCGGUCCUGCACCCCAUGCAGUCGGCGUUCUUCGGCCGAAUGAGUGUCAGUGGGGUCGGCGGCGGCUCCGGAGCCGCCGCCUUCAUUAGCCCUGCCGCCACCAGCCGCGGCGGCGGCGCCACCACCAGUGGCGCUGGCGGCGGCGGCGGCGGCGGCGGCGGUGGCGGCCUGCUGACGUCGUCCAGUGGUCUGGACCAGGCCUGGGCUCUGUUGGAGUCGCUCAUGAUCCAGCUGCAUGACUCACACGCGGCACGUGCCGACCUGGUGGCUGGCGUCGAGGCAGAUCAGCAGCAGCAGCAGCAGCAGCUGGGCAGCGGCGGAGUCGCAGGCGGCGGGCCUGGCAAGGGCGGCUCUGUCGUUGCUGGCGGCGCCAAGACGCCGCGGAUAGGUGGCACGCCGGCGGGUGGCGGCCUGUCCGCUGCCGCCGCCAUGGCUGCUGCGUCUGCCUCGGGCGUGGGCGGCGGUGGCGGCUCCGGCGGUGGGGCGCAGUUCCGGGGCAGGAGUGCUGUGGACCGACUGGUGAGCCUGAUGGACACAACACUGCAGCUGGGCGGCGGCGGAGGCGGUGGGGUGGAGGGGGCGGGCGCGGCGGCCGGAGGCGCUGGGCAGGGCAGGGCGGGGAACGGCAGUGGGGCUGGCGGCAGGCUGGAGACGGCGGAGGAGGUGGCGGCGGCGGCGGCGGCUCCGCAGCUGGCUCGCAACGCGCUGCGUGCUGCAGUGGCGGCGGCGCUGCAGCCGGGGCACACGGAGCAGGUGCUGUACUUCAUCACCCGACUGGCGCUCAUGCUGCAGCAGGACCCGCGCCUCCCCCCCGACGCCGGCUUCCUGGUGGCCGCCGGCACCGACCUGCUGCUGGGCGAGCUGGCGUGGCUGCUGGCGCUGCUGCGAGCCAGCGGCGGCGCCGGCAGCCCACAUCUGGCGGCGCUGGCGGCGGCGCUGCGCGGGUACGAGGGGCAGCGCGCGCACGCGGCCACACUGGCGGCGGCGGCGGAGCGGCUGGAGCUGGCGCUGGAGGAUGCGGCGGACCGGGCCGCGCACGCCGAGCACCAGCUGUCCUCGCUGCAGUCGCUGCUGCAGCACGCCGGCAGCGACGUGGCCGACCUCACCCUGCACACCCGGGAGCUGGAGGCGGAGCUGGAGGCAGCCAGGGCCAGGAUCUCGCUCCUGGAGGAGUCUCUGGCGGAGGCCGAGGGCGACUUUGACCGGGUUGAGGCGGUGGCGGAGCGGCGGGCGGGGGCGGCGCUGGGCGCGGCGCGGGCCCUGGGCGGCGAGCUGCUGGCGGCCAGCCUGGCGCGGGUGGAGGCACGCAGCGUGGAGGUGCAGGUGGCGAGCGAGGGCGACGCAAGCGACCCACGCGCCCUCCCGCCCGCCCUAGCUGCCGGCCGCGACCAGUACUACCCCCUCACGCCCACUGGCUCCAUGCGGGGACACGGCACAGGCGCAGGCGCUGGCGCAGGCGCAGGCGGCGGCUCCGUGCGUCGCUCCGGAUCCUCCCGACCGGGCGCCGCCGCCGGCGCCGAUGGCGGCGGCGGCCGCGGCGGCCUGCCCAGCAAGCGCGGUGGCAAGCCGGGCAGCCCCAAGCGGCAACGAGGCUCGGGCGCGGCGGCGGCCGCAGCAGGCGCGACGUCGCGUUUGGCGGUGGUUACGUCGAUGCCGAUGUCGGCGGCGGCGGCGGCGGCGGCGGCGGGGCCAGCAGGUGGUGGGUUGCAUGGGUUGGAGUUGCUGGACGAGGCGGGGUCGGAGCCGGAUGCAUGCAGCACGCCUGGGGCCAGCAUUGCGGGCGAGAGUGAGCCUGGCGGCGAGGAGCUCAUCUACACACACGCGCCGGGCCACACGAGCGGCGACGGCGGCCAGCAGCAGCAGCAGCAGCAGCAGCAGUACCAGCCGUACCAGCCGUACCAGCCACAGCCGGGUCUACGCAGCCCGCUCGGCGGCGGAAGCGGUGGCGGCGGCCUGCGGCCGCAGAGCGCGGCGCACCAUUUGGCUCGUCAGGGGGCGGGCAGUGGCGGUAGUGGUGGUGGCGGUGGUGGUGGCAGUGGUGGCAGCAGCCCCCCGCGCCGCAGCCGCCUGGGGCCGCGUCGCAGCAGCGGCACAGGCGACGAGGGGCCGGGGCCAGGGCUGUCAUCGCCGCCCCACAACAGGACAGCAGCAGGAGCAGGGGGUCCCCGUGCGCGCCGCUCCAGCGAAGGGGAGCAGCGUGGCGGCGUGACGCUGCAGCCCCACUCGCCGCCGCAGGCGGGGCGGGGCCGGCAUGCAACCCCGGCUGCAUCCGCGGUGGGCGGGCAUGCUGCAGGCAGCAAGCCGGACUCCAGCAGCGGGGAGACGGGGCCUGGCGGGGGAGGGGCGGGGAGGGGUGAUUGCGCGGCGCCCCCCGUGAGUGCAUUCCAGAAGGCGGGCCGGGUCGUGUUUGCGGACAUUCUCGAGCGGUAGCUGGGUUGCGGCUUGCGGCUUACGUGCUGAUUGGAUUGACAGACUGUUCAACUUGAUGGCGCAGAAGUUAUUGAGUGGCUGCAUCACUGGGAGCAUUCAUCCGAUGUGCGCUUGAGGCAGGAGAGUAUGUCAAACCUGUACGGAGCGGUCCACGAGGUGCCUGGCGCGAUUUUAGUGUGUGGCUGUGUGACCGGUAUCUAUCACUCAUCGCACACGGCGGUGCGGCUGCAGGACCUUGUGCGUUUCCUGUCGCUGCUGAUUGACAGUUAACGCUGAAGUUGAGCGUGAGCAGGUGAGCCAACCAAAGUGAUGGAUUGCGUGGAUGGUGAAGUGCACGGCGUGCGCAAUGUAACUGUGUAGGGACUGCAGUGCCUAGGUGAGGGUAUGGCUGCACGGGCCGUAAGCCAGCCUCGGAAGGUAGCAGUAAUCGCAUGGGGGCAGGCGGCAGUACCUUCCCUUCAGUCUGCCGGGAUCAGGUCUCAACUCAACGCAUAGUAUUGUAACGCAGGAUUUGGUGCGUUUGCUGUGCUGUGCUGCGCUGCUGAACAGCUAGAGUUGAGCGUUCGUGAUGGAACAUGGCAAGGGGCAGGAAAGCGUAGUCCCGAUGUGUGUGGCUCCCACCCGUGCCCACAUAAAUGCGUAGCAAGAAGGGACAAGGCAUUGGUGCGUCGUUCGCGCGCUGUUACUGUACCGACGGUAGCUGGCAGGUUGUGUCGAUGUUUUGCUGACGCGCAUUCCUCACGCUCCGGGCGCCCGGCCAAGGCGAUAGCACCACACAGACUCAAUGCGACGCCACACCGCGCGGAUAGCAUAGCCGAUGCGCACCUGCAGGCAGUCGACCGGCGUCCACGGAUGAGCUGUGUAGACGAGCACUAGCGUAAUGCAACGGCGUGCAGCAAAACAAUGGCCGGGCGACAGUGUGACAAACAGGGGCAAGAACAAGGCGAAGCAAAGCAGAAGAGGGGCCCGAAUGUGUACGACAAUUGUGGCGGGCAGGCCGAAUGCGGUGCAACACGCCAACAACACAACCGGAGGUGAGGAAGCGUUGCUGAUGGUGAGGAUAGGUGCUGCGACGUUCGGUAGGGGAGCUGUGGCCGCGCACUAGUUGGGAGGAAGUUUCCGAGGCGUUGUUUCCGAGGCAUUGUUUGUGGCUGAUGUUUGUGGCUGAUAAAGAAAGAAGCAGAGUUUCGGCUGUGAGCGGCUGGCGAGGAGAGGCGGGGGCUGUUGCGUUUUGGAAGGCGGGCGGAAGGCCGCACACGCCGGGAGUCGGGCAGGCUGUAGAUUUUGCUGAAGCUGCGUUUGAGAAGGGAGCCGAAGGGACAGCUGGGGUGGGGCAGUUGGUGUGGGACAGCUGGAAGGGACAGCUGGAAGGGACUACUGGAAGGGACAGCUGGGAGGGACAGCUGGGAGGGGACAGCGGAUGUGGGACUGCUGGGGUGGGACAGCUGGGGAGAGGCACGGGACAGCUGGGGAGAGGCACGGGACAGCUGGCAUGGGACGCUGGGUGGCUGCAGAGGCUGGCAGCGCUGGGGCUGGUACGUAGGUGGGUACUUGGGUACGUGGCUGGAUGGGGCCCGGGCUCACGAAGAGCUC
Chlamydomonas reinhardtii is the source of this 6961-nucleotide messenger RNA. RefSeq lists its product as uncharacterized. The record is from RefSeq and is a predicted model, not a curated record. The transcript has 10 exons. Lineage: Eukaryota; Viridiplantae; Chlorophyta; Chlorophyceae; Chlamydomonadales; Chlamydomonadaceae. The coding region runs from base 107 to 5368 and encodes 1753 amino acids.